Talpa occidentalis (Iberian mole) is the source of this 6782-nucleotide messenger RNA. RefSeq names its product PITPNM family member 3 (gene PITPNM3). NCBI's taxonomy places the organism in Eukaryota, Metazoa, Chordata, Mammalia, Eulipotyphla, Talpidae. Gene Ontology annotation, cellular component: cytoplasm. Gene Ontology annotation, molecular function: phosphatidylinositol binding; phosphatidylcholine binding; phosphatidylcholine intramembrane carrier activity. Bases 152 to 3073 code for a protein of 973 amino acids. Gene Ontology annotation, biological process: phospholipid transport. The transcript is spliced from 20 exons. The record is from RefSeq and is a predicted model, not a curated record.
GCGGCUGCGGUGGCGGAGCCGAGGCGAGCGGGGCGGGGGCGCGGGGCGCGGCGCUCGGAGUCCGCUCGGGCCGGAGGCGCCGCGGCAGCCGCGGCCGGGCCCGGGAGCCGCGAGGAGCGCGCGCAGCGCAGCCGGAGCCGCCGCCCGGGCCAUGGCCAAGGCGGGCCGUGCAGGUGGCCCUCCCCCGGGCGGCGGUGCCCCCUGGCACCUUCGAAAUGUCCUCAGCGACUCAGUGGAGAGCUCGGAUGAUGAAUUCUUUGAUGCGAGAGAGGAGAUGGCUGAGGGGAAGAACGCCAUCCUCAUUGGGAUGAGCCAGUGGAAUUCAAAUGACCUGGUGGAGCAGAUUGAGACCAUGGGGAAGCUGGAGGAACAUCAAGGAGAAGGGACUGCCCCGUGCACAUCCAGCAUCCUCCAGGAGAAGCAGCGAGAACUAUACCGGGUUUCCUUGAGAAGACAGAAGUUCCCAGCCCAAGGAAGCAUCGAGAUCCAUGAAGACAAUGAGGAAGGCUGCCAGCAGCGCACCUGCAAGACGCACGUCCUCCUGCUGGUGCUGCACGGGGGGAACAUCCUGGACACCGGCUCGGGAGACCCUUCCUGCAAGGCAUCUGACAUCCACACCUUUACCUCCGUGCUGGAGAAGGUCAUGCGUGCCCACUUCCCUGCUGCCCUGGGGCACAUCCUCAUCAAGUUCGUCCCUUGUCCUGCCAUCUGCUCUGAGGCUUUCUCACUCGUCUCUAACCUGAACCCCUACAGCCACGAUGAGGGCUGUCUCAGCAACAGCCAGGACCACGUUCCUCUGGCCGCCCUGCCCCUGUUGGCUAUCUCCUCCCCGCAGUACCAGGAUGCAGUUGCCACUGUCAUCGAGCGAGCCAACCAGGUCUACGGAGAGUUCCUCAAGUCCCCUGACGGGAUUGGCUUCAGUGGGCAGGUAUGUCUCAUUGGAGACUGUGUGGGGGGCCUCCUGGCCUUCGAUGCCAUCUGCUACAGUGCGGGGCCCUCGGGCGACAGCCCUGGCAGCAGCAGCCGGAAGGGGAGCAUCAGCAGCACCCAGGAUACCCCUAUUCUAGCAGAGGAGGAGUGCAGCCUGGCCAGCACCAAGCGUCUCAGCAAAAGCAGCAUUGAUGUCUCCAGCGCGUUAGAGGAUGAGGAGCCCAAGAGGCCGUUACCAAGGAAACAGAGCGACUCUUCCACCUAUGACUGUGAGGCCAUCACCCAGCAUCACGCCUUCCUAUCUAGUAUCCACUCCAGUGUGCUGAAGGAUGAAGCCGAGCCCCCUGUAGCUGGGGGCCCCCAGCUCCCAGAGGCCAGCCUGAGCCGCCUGGACUUUGAUGUGUCCGACUUCUUCCUCUUUGGCUCACCCCUGGGCCUGGUCCUGGCCAUGCGGAGGACGGUGCUGCCUGGACUGGAUGGUCUCCAGGUGCGUCCUGCCUGCAGCCAGGUCUAUAGCUUCUUCCACUGCGCAGACCCUUCUGCCUCGCGGCUUGAGCCACUGCUGGAACCCACAUUCCACCUGGUGCCACCUGUCAGCGUACCCCGCUAUCAGAGGUUCCCACUGGGCGACGGACAGUCCCUCCUCCUCGCUGAUGCCCUGCACACCCACAGCUCCCUCUUCUUGGAGGGCAGCUCCCGGGGCAGCCCGCCACUCCUGGAGACCCCUGCCUCGCCUCCUCAGGCCCUGAGGUCCCGGCGCCUGGGACGGAGGAUGAGCCAGGGUAGCUCCCACAGCGACAGCUCAGACUCCUCCGACAGCCUGGCACCUGAGGGCGCCUCCCGCAUCACCGCCAAGUGGUGGGGUGCCAAGCGCAUCGACUACGCCCUGUACUGCCCCGAUGUCCUCACAGCCUUCCCCACUGUGGCCCUGCCCCACCUCUUCCAUGCCAGCUACUGGGAGUCCACAGACGUGGUGGCCUUCAUCCUGAGACAGGUGAUGCGUUAUGAGAGUGUGAAUGUCAAAGAGAGCGCUGGCUUGGAUCCUGCAGCACUGAGCCCUGCUAACCCCCGUGAGAAGUGGCUUCGUAAGAGGACCCAGGUCAAGCUGCGGAACGUCACGGCUAACCAUCGGGCCAAUGACGUGAUCGCGGCUGAAGAUGGCCCACAGGUGCUGGUGGGGCGGUUCAUGUACGGGCCUCUGGACAUGGUGGCUCUGACUGGAGAGAAGGUGGACAUCCUGGUGAUGGCGGAGCCGUCCUCGGGCCGCUGGGUGCACCUGGACACAGAGAUCACCAACAGCAGUGGCCGCAUCACGUACAGUGUGCCUCGGCCCCGGCGCCUGGGGGUCGGCGUCUACCCCGUGAAGAUGGUUGUCAGGGGCGACCAGACCUGUGCGAUGAGCUACCUCACGGUGCUGCCCCGGGGCAUGGAGUGCGUGGUGUUCAGCAUCGAUGGGUCCUUUGCGGCCAGCGUGUCUAUCAUGGGCAGUGAUCCCAAGGUCCGGCCAGGGGCAGUGGAUGUUGUCCGGCACUGGCAGGACCUGGGCUACAUGAUCCUGUACAUCACGGGGCGGCCAGACAUGCAGAAGCAGAGAGUGGUGUCGUGGCUGUCCCAGCACAACUUCCCACAGGGCAUGAUCUUCUUCUCGGAUGGACUUGUCCAUGACCCACUACGGCAGAAGGCCAUCUUCCUCCGCAACCUCAUGCAGGAGUGCUUUAUCAAAAUCAGCGCAGCCUAUGGCUCCACGAAGGACAUCUCUGUCUACAGUGUGCUGGGCCUGCCAUCCUCCCAGAUCUUCAUCGUGGGCCGGCCCACCAAGAAGUACCAAACCCAGUGCCAGUUCCUGAAUGAAGGCUAUGCGGUGCACCUGGCCGCGCUGGAGGCCAGCCACCGCUCGCGCCCCAAGAAGAACAACUCGCGCAUGAUCCUGCGCAAGGGCAGCUUUGGCCUGCACGCCCAGCCCGAGUUCCUGCGCAAGCGCAACCACCUGCGCAGGACCAUGUCGGUGCAGCAGCCUGACCCGCCCGCCAACCCCAAACCCGAGCGUGCCCAGAGCCAGCCCGAGUCGGACAAAGACCAGGAGCGGCCCCUGCCCGCGCUCAGUUGGGCGCGUGGACCCCCUAAGUUCGAGUCGGUGCCCUGAGGGCAAGGCUGUGCACUGAGCAGGGUGGGAGGGACCCUACCAGGCUACCUGCGGGGACUGGAGGGGCUGCCAUCUCCCCGACACAGGCCUUUUCCUGCUUUUUCCCUCCCGUGUCUGUCCAGCAGUGUCCAACUAGAGAGGGGAGGGACCCUGACCGGCCGUGGGGGGCGCCCUGGGCUGCUGGGGGUGAGAUCCCUGGGUCUCAGUGGAGCCUCUGCUGCCUCCCCCAUGCCUGCGCCGCAAGCCCAAGUCAGGGUUGAUGACUGUGUAAUCCUGGGGGGCAGGCUAGGCCUGCCUGGAGCUGGAGUGCUUAACAAGUCAGCCAUCUCCUUGAGAGCCCCAGGCUUUGGCAGAAAUGCUAGGCAGGCCCGAAGGGAGAAGCCCCCCGACCAGGGAUCAAUAGCGGCUGGCAGGUACAGCUUCUUGGCUGGCUGGCGGAGGGGCGAGUGGCAUUCGUGCCCAGCCUCCCUGUCACAUCCCGGCUCAUCACCUAGGGCCUGGCCCUCCUGUGGCAAAGUGAACACUUCCCAGGAGGGAGAGGAUGUUUUCUGGGCUCGUCCUGUGUUCUCGGCGUCCGUCCACUGCCCUUGGGGGGUGGGGUCUGGUGCUGACGGUCUGUUCUCCUGCAGCUGUCCAUUGUCACCCUGUUGUCUUCGGUAUCCUCACCAUUCUCCUGUGAUUCCUGAGGACAGGCAUUCCCAUUCCCUGAGCAUUCCCGCUGGUGCCCUCCCCUGCGAGGCCCUAGCUUGGGCUCUGGCCUAACCAGGCUGGCUUUGAGCCCUGGAGUCCAUUGCUUGCCCUCUGGGCCCUGCCUUCCUUAUUAACUGGAGGGGUCUUCCCAGCAACAAGGUUUUGACUCCUCGAAUCACUCGCACUUCUGCCCCCUGAGGCUUCUCAGGCCUCCCAAGCCCCUCAGAGUGCCCAGUGAUGUAUGCCUUCCACCCAGCCUGAAAGAGGGGUUCCAGGCAGGACAGGAGGAGGAGCUAUUGCCCCGCCACUUAAAGGGAAACCCCUCUGGGAGAAGCUGGGCAAGGAUCUCUGUUCCAUGGAGAGGUUUGCUUUGUCCUGAUGCCAGACCUGGUGUCCCAGGGACAGAGACAUACCCACCCCCUAAAGGGCACUCACCUUGGUGCCCACAGCUCUGCUCAGAUUGACUUCUUUUUUGGCUACUGAAAGGCUUUGAGCUGAGAUCCCAGGGUUUUGGGGUUCAUGUGAUUUCCUGUUGUAUUCUCUUCCUUUACCCCUGACAUUCAGCUUGGUCUAUGCCCUUAAUCUCCACCUGGGUUGUCCCCUGAAGUUGGCAGGGCUUGCCUCUCCUGGGGGCCAUGAAAACCUGCCCAGGCCUUCCUGCUGCUGAGCCCUCGGCCUGGGCAUGGGUCUUCUCCACUCGCCCCAGCUCCCUGGCCCAGGCUCAGGCCCAGUGCUGCUGUAUGGGCUGCCCUGGUUUGCCUCUGAGCCCCCAAGGGCCAUCAUGAGGCAGGUCGAGAUCUUCAGCCGGGGUGCUGUCAGGGCUGCCGGCCCCAGCGCCCAGCUGUACACACAGCAGGCACCUGUGUCAACCCAGCGUUGCUUCUGCUCAAUGUCUACCUCGUGCAGCUCCCAUGUAGCCAAUGUCCUCCCUGACAGCGGCUGCGGGUGGGGGGCACCCUUGCAAGUUGCCGGGCAAACUGGGUGUCCUGCUGGGAUUGGAGGGGCCUGGGUUCCCAGCCCCCACUCCUGCUCUAUCUACUAGAAAUAUGGCUUCUCUAGUCUGCCAGCUCCUGUCAAGCCCACCCAACCCAUCUAAUAGCUCUCUGCUCUACUUCUAGCCCUGCCUCUGUACCCAGAGCUGCUGGCAAGUCUGCUGGGAAGUGGGGCAUCCCCCUCAGCGUCUUAUGGUCCUGCCUCCUGGCAGUUCACAUUCCUCUUUGACCAUUUCAUUCUGGCUCUCUGUAAGGCUCACGGGGCCUCAACCUUAUUAAUCCCUUACAAAAUAGAUUUUGAAUUAAACUGGCAGAGUGUGCUUCUCUGAAACUCCACCAUCUUUUUAUAGAAGCCAGAUACAUUACUCUCAAAUGAUCAUUGGUGUGAAUGCUUUUCCCCCAGUAAGAUUCCUGCCGCCCUUUCUGAGCACCCCAGGGCUAGAAGCAGGAGUGCUGGGGCCCUGUGGAAUUUGGGGUCCUGAGGGCGGGGUUCUGUGGCUCUGAUGACUCACCCCUGAAGAUGCCGAUGGUGUACAGUGAGACAUUUGUGAACCUGAUGCCCUGGGAGCUUUAGCUGGUGUGUGGCCGUGUGCGUGGGGUUCUGUACAGUGACCAGACUCACACUUGUUCCAGUACUGCUUUCAUGGCGACUCUGUAGCCAACAUGCACUUUCUAUACUAGUGGUUUGUUCAAUUGUGUCUGUCCAGUUCAGUUGGAGAAAGAGAACCGAGUUGUGUUGUUUCCCAAGGGGGUGCUGCUGCCUCUCCCUUCAGUAGCUCUGUGACCCUGUCCAGAAUGUUUUCUAGAGAAUCCUCUGGGCUCCUGACAUGCCUGCUGCCCAGGAGCUGGAAACAGAUCUUCCUGCCUGACCAAAGCUCCUCGUUCUCAUGUGGCAUGUUUGUUCUUCCCGCUGGGAGGCGGCGGGGCGGUGGGGGAGACAGGGGGGCUGUCCUGCCGCCACCCCCAUCGUUCACCACUGGGAGUUCGGGGAGCAACCUCAGCCAGGCCACACUCUUCAGGCAUCAUGGAUUUUCUAACACUCUCAACCCCCCCACUUAGGCUCCGCAAAAUAUUGAAAAUCCCUCUUUAUCAUGCACUGGAUGAACGGCCCUCCUGUCUGGGUGCUGGCUGCAGGAAGCAAACAUAUUCCAGCCCCAGGAUCCAGAGAACACUGAGGGCGGGCUCUCCGAAAGAGGGGAGGCUGGAUCUCAUGGUUUUUAAACUGUGCUUUUACCAUUUUGGAGACCACGCCCGCACCCAAGGAGGGUCCUGCAGACAAAACAUGGCACCAAUUUUUAAACGAAAGCUGGACCUCCAGGUAGGCAGAAACAGGUCCAGAGGUGGCAUGUGGGUCUCUCCCACCCAGCCACUGGCCACCCCGCCUGGGAGGGGUGCCAUGACCCCGCCUUAAACAACUGAAUUUCCUGCAGAACCCCUGGGGUUCAGGUGCCAAGUGCUCUGCAAACCUAUUUUCUCUGGCUCUGCCAAAACAUCCCUUCUCCUUCUUUCCCUCCUGGGUUUGAGGGAACUUUCUUAAAAAUCCUUGGGUUCAGUCCAAGCAGUGAGGCCUGGCCCAGGUCCUGCCCUCCUUGCUGAGAAACCCACAUGGCUGUUGGGAGGAAAAUCAUUUUGGGCCCUUCCCUCCUUGAAAAGAAGCAGGUGACACCAGGGUUGGGCCGGACAGGAGGGUAGCCGCUCGCGGGGACCCCCACCCUCGGACCCACUGUCCUUUUCUGUCUGUUUACUCGGUGGUGGCAGCCUGUCUGGUCUGACUGUUCGUACGUGUGUGACUUCCAGUAUUAUCUGUGGUGGAUGGUCCUGUGGUGAAAAAAGGUUUAUUCUAUUCCUUACGGCUGCCUUGUACAAAAUCCGUUAGAAAAGAAAAUGUAAAAUAAUCAGAUUUCUAACAAGACAAAACCAACAUUACGGAGUUAAAAGAUUUUUACAACUGGCCUUGAUUUUGAUGUGAGCUGGUUUUUAACUCUCAAACGUUGUCACUUAAAUAAAAACCUAAUUUGCCUUUAAGA